GUGGUCAGUGCUGGGAGGCUUUGUUGAUGGGUUGACUGGUGCUUGUGUCGGGGGCUUUGUGGGAUGGUGGUCAUUGUUCCUGCGAGCCCAGGUUAGAAAACGUUUGGUUUUAUGUAUGCAGAAAGCCCGCUCCCGUGGGGGGUAUAAUAAGAGUCCCCGAACUUGAGUGUCUCAGUGUCAGUUGUGUGUAAUUCUCCCAUUCUGCAAGGACUGUACUGCAUUCGAAUCAACCUUAUCAGUGAUGAAUUUUUUCCAGGAGACUCAGUCUGAUUUGGAGGUUAUAUUAGAGUUCCUCGAGGAGUAUCACAGACAAAACAAUGCAGAAAAUGACAAGGUGCGUUGGACGGCUAUGGAGGAAAGAAAUGUACCUGCAGACGAAACAUGCAAGCAACUCUGGGCAUACUAUGAGCCACCUAACAUCAAACCUGCACUCCAGCCCUUUCUUGCACAAGAUGCUCCAGCAGGACUCGGCCAAAACACAACAGCAACACUGUCUGAGCGUGGGUCAGUGCCAAGCUUCGCGACAACAAGAAAAUCAACCAAACACCCGGCCGCAGUAGGGAGGAGUGGUAAAAGGGUGCGACUCUUUCACUUCCUUUUUGAGAUGCUGGAGAAUCCAAACAUGGCCCACUGUUUGUCCUGGGUGCCAGCUGCCGCCGGUGUUUUCCGCUUUUCCUCCAGGAAUAAGGACCAGGUGGCUGCACUGUGGGGACAGAGAAAAGGCAACAAGAGACCCAUGACCUACCAGAAGAUGUCCAGGGCGCUUAGAAACUACGCCCGGUCUGGAGAGAUCUUCAAGGUGAAGAAGAAGCUCACCUAUCAGUUUAGCCGAGACACCCUGAUGUUGCUGCAGAAAUGUCAUCGAGAUUUGUAAUGCAGGCUCAAUUUUCUGUAGCUCAUAUCAUGUGAAGUGAACUGUGCUCUUUUUUUCCUGUUUAUAAAGUCUGUUAAUCUCAACUUUCAUUUCCUACAUUUUUCCAUUAUUACUUAGAUAUUGUACUAUUGAUGGCUUGUGGUGUAAAUAUCAAAAGAAUAAAGAAAUAUUUUA
Molecule: messenger RNA, 1048 nt
Organism: Oreochromis aureus
Lineage: Eukaryota; Metazoa; Chordata; Actinopteri; Cichliformes; Cichlidae
Gene: spi2
Product: Spi-2 proto-oncogene
Exons: 5
Coding region: 242-874 (210 amino acids)
Biological process (GO): cell differentiation; regulation of transcription by RNA polymerase II
Cellular component (GO): nucleus
Molecular function (GO): DNA-binding transcription factor activity, RNA polymerase II-specific; sequence-specific DNA binding
Source: RefSeq, a predicted model, not a curated record